UAGAUUGUGCAAGCAAUGCAAAUAGCCCCGCUCUAUUUUACUUGUCAAUGCCGUGUGGAAUUGACAUGCAACCUGAGACGUACCGCUGUGGCUACAAUGUUGGGGUUAAUUGUCGUACUUAUGGCGGUUCCUGCUUGGGCUCUGCAGAAAGACCAGUGCGGAAACCCCGCAAUUAAACCGGCUCUGGACGUCGAAGAUCGAAUCUACGGAGGUAGCGUGGCCGUGCCGGGAAGUUGGCCGUGGCAGGCACAGGUUUACGCCGGUAGACACUUGUGCGGAGGCACCCUUAUCUCUGACCAGCAUGUCUUGACUGCCGCACACUGCGUCUGGAAUCUUAGCCCUUCGACCUUCACCGUCUACCUCGGCUCCCAUCACCGCUGGCAGUCGGGGGCAUCAGAAGUACACGCGCCGGUCAAAGAGAUGUGCGUCCACCCUGCCUGGCAUCGUUCCAAAGCGCCGGGUGAGGCACCGGACAUUGCAAUUAUCAAACUCAAAAGGAAGGUGAACAUGACAAGGACAAUUCAGCCAGUAUGCCUUCCGAACCAGGGGGAACAGCUCACUACAGGAUCCAAGCUCUACGUCACAGGAUGGGGUGAAGUAGGAGGUGGCAGGUCUGCACAAGAGCUAAAGCAGGUUAUGGUAUCAGCAAUUUCACAUCAAGAGUGCCGACGAUUGAGACACCGCAUAAUUCCUCAAGCGUUUUGUGGUGGUCAUCAAUACGGCAGUACCUGCGGCGGAGACAGUGGGAGCCCAGUUGUACACUUCGCAAACGGCCAGUGGUCGCUGCACGGAAUCGUCAGUGCCGGUCCCAGGGUGUGUGGAACAAGAUUAGGACCCCAGAUAUUUACAAGGGUAUCAGCUUACGUGGACACUUUCAUCGCUCCAUACAUCGACCCACUAACGAGCCGUCAAAGGAUUCGCAACAUGUGCUCUAUAAAGCAGUAGCGAAAUAAAUUACGUUAUGUAUUCGAAAAAAAUAUCGGAGUUGGACUGCUGAUUGCACUGAUGACGAACUUCGUCCUUUCGAAUAAAAGCACGAAAGUGGAAGAGACUCUUAUGAGGUAUAU
Messenger RNA from Ixodes scapularis (black-legged tick), 1067 nucleotides. RefSeq names its product chymotrypsin-like protease CTRL-1. The record is from RefSeq and is a predicted model, not a curated record. The coding region runs from base 16 to 945 and encodes 309 amino acids. Gene Ontology annotation, molecular function: serine-type endopeptidase activity. Gene Ontology annotation, biological process: proteolysis. The transcript has 6 exons. NCBI's taxonomy places the organism in Eukaryota, Metazoa, Arthropoda, Arachnida, Ixodida, Ixodidae.